Molecule: messenger RNA, 2061 nt
Organism: Microplitis demolitor
Lineage: Eukaryota; Metazoa; Arthropoda; Insecta; Hymenoptera; Braconidae
Product: tigger transposable element-derived protein 2
Exons: 2
Coding region: 58-1755 (565 amino acids)
Cellular component (GO): nucleus
Molecular function (GO): DNA binding
Source: RefSeq, a predicted model, not a curated record
UUGUAUACAACCCAAGUUUUUUGAUAAAAAAAAAAAUGUAAAAAAACGUGAUUAAAAAUGUCAAAAAACAGCACCACUGUCACUGAUAGCGAUAAAAAAAUACGCAGAGUCAAAUCAGUGCCAUUGAACGUAAAACUCCGCGCAUUAAAAGAAGUAAAAUGUGGCAGACCUGUGAGUAUAAUAGCAAAAAAUUUAAACGUAACAAACAAGACAGUCAAAAAUUGGUUGAAAAACUCCGACAAAUUACUAAAGUGGGAAGAUGAACACUGCGGUAAACUACUGGAGCAACAAAAGCGCAUGAGAAAAGCUGAUAACGAUCUUGUUGAUAAAGCCACAUGGAUUUGGUACAAACAAAAACGUGCUUGUUCCCCGGGAGUUAAUAUUCCAGGGCCUCUAGUUCAAACCCAAGCAAAAUAUUUCAAUGACUUGAUAAACAAGUCGAAAAAUGAGGAUAAAGUAUUCGAGGCAAGUAAAGGCUGGCUCGACAAAUGGCGUAAACGUAACAACAUCGGUCAUUUCAAUGGUAAAAAAUUAUCUUGUGAUUCAGAUUUUUCAAAAUUGUACAAACAAGAAUUUGAUAAUUACUUACAAGCUCAACACCUGACACUAGAUCAAAUAUUUUAUUGCGAUAAGACUAUUAUUAAUUACAAAGUUAUGCCAAAAAAAAUUAUUGAUGAGAAUAACAAAGAACCUGAUAGUAAUAAUAGUAGUUCUAACAAUAAUAAUGAUAAUUUGAAAAAAGAGCGCGUAACAAUAAUGACAUGUUGUAAUGCAACUGGUACAUUUAAAUUACCGCUACUUGUAAUCGGUAAAUAUCCGAAACCACGUGCGAUUAAAAAUUUAUCAUCGCUGCCCGUUAAUUACACGAGUGAUCCAUCAACGAAUUUGACUUAUGACAUAUUCAAAGAAUGGUUCGAAGCUGAUUUCAUACCGAGGGUUUCAAAUUUUUUGACGGAAGGAACUCUUCCAUAUAAAAGAGCGACACUUUUUAUGGACAACUGCUUGAUAAAUCAGCCGCUUGUUGUUAAUAAUGAUGAUAAUUUUUUUGAUAGUACAAAUAUAAGAUAUUUUCCGACAAACUUUACAUUAUUUAGAUCAAAUGAUGACAAUUAUUUGUUUGAUUUAAAGAAAACUUAUAGGCUCAAUUUUAUGAGCCACUUUAUUGAAAGGGUUGAUAAGUGUGGGGAGAAUUUGAACCAGAUUUUGAAAGACAUUUCGUUGAGAGACGUCAUCAAGUGGACUGAUGAGGCCUGGAGAAAAACAAGCGAGAUCACUAUUAGGAAAUCGUGGGACUCGUUGGCGCCAGUAAAUAACGCGGAUGAUAAAAAUACUAAUAAUGGAUUUGAAUUUAUUGGAGUUUCUUCACAUAUAAAAGAAGAGACUCAAGACGAAUUAGUGGCGAGUAAAUUAUGUGAAUUUCAUGAAGCGAUUCAUAAAGUUGAUGUGUGGAAUGACGUUGAGCUGAGUGAUGUAAACAUGUGGUUUUAUAGCAACGUUUUAUCUGAAGACUGUUUGAGUGAUAAGGAGAUAAUUGAACUAGUGAUGAGCGGAAAUCACGGGGGUGGAAAAAAAAAGUGUAGUAAUACGGCUCCUGUAACGCAGGAAGUUUCUAUUUUGGCGGCAAAGAAAGCGAUUAAUACUUUGAUCAAGUAUUGUCAGCAAAAUGAUGAUUGUAAAGAGGCUCUUUCUAAUUUUUAUAGAUUUAAAGACAGUUUGAAAACUGGUGAAGAAGCAGUCGAAGUUACGACUCAAUAAGUCCAAAUUAUAUAUUUUUUUUUUUCUUUAGUUUUCUACCAGCUUUGAAUUCAAAUUUUGUUUGAAAAAUUGUUUUGUUAAUUAUACAUUUAUUUUUUUGAAAAAUUCAUUAUAUAUAAUGAUUGUAAAAAAAAAGUAUCAUUUAAAUUUUUUACAAAAAAAAAAAAUUCACAUUUAUUAAAGUAUUAAUUAUUAUUAUUAUUAAUUAAUUAUGAAAAAUUAAAGAAAAUUUUUUUUUCUUAAAAAUAAAUAAAGUCGAUAAGAAUGAAAAAUAUUAUUUUUAUGAGAAAAAUAAUUAUAAGCUAC